AUGGACGAGUUGAAAAAUUUAGUAAUUUAGACUCUUGAAACUAACGGAAUCCUUGGCCAGCUGAGAGCUCAACUUAGAUCUUGCGUGUUUAAAGUCAUUGAUAACCAGGAUCAGAUUGAGAAAGGCUAGUCAGGGUUCCACUGGGAGAACCCCAAUGCCCGCAAAGUUAUGCAGUCAGCCACUGGCAUGCUCUGCGCAGAGCUAGUGAAGGACUUCCUCGAGUUCUACAAGUUAGACUACACCUUGGCCAUCUUCAUGCCAGAGGUCAACCUUAACCAAUAGAACACGAUGUCCAAGCAAGAGUUAUCUAAGAAGGUAGGCAUCUCUGAACCCAGUGGUUCUAAACCAUUAAUGGCACAGCUGAUUGAAGGCUUUUUAAGCAACGAUAGACCAGCUUCAAGUGUCAGUGAGAAAUAAAAGCCAAAGGAGGAGCAUUCAUCGCUCUUCUCUCAACCUUAAAUCAAAUAGUAAGACUACAGUUAUCAGCAACCCGAUAAGAAGCAAUAGGAAUCCUACGCCCAAUCACAAGCAGACAUCUCUAAGUCAUCAUUGAAAUCUUAAAACUAGCCAGCAUCAAAAGCCCAAUAAUAAGUGGAGGAGAAGUCAGCCACUGAGAAGCAUUUAGAGAAAGCCUCCAAGAUGCUAGAGGAAUAAAAACGUGAAGAGAGAUCUGGCUAUUAAUUUGGUUCAGAUAAUCACAAUAAUAAAUCAGGCAAAUUCUCAAGGGACAUUUCAAAGAAGGAAGAUGAUAUUAUUGAGACAUAUGGCGACGACUUUGAAGAAGAGAUCGACGAGGAGUUGCCAGAGGACAAUCACUUGCUCGAUUCAAAUGACAACUUCAACCCUCAUAAAAAUAUCACUGAGAGUGCAGGCGGUAUUACUGUAAGCUAGUCGCUGGGAGUAGAUCCGAGUGUGGACUCUCUGGCUCUGGAAGACUAUGACCACAUUGAACCUGUAGAAAGACUUAGUUGA
Stylonychia lemnae is the source of this 972-nucleotide messenger RNA. The record is from the annotation of a GenBank genome assembly. NCBI's taxonomy places the organism in Eukaryota, Ciliophora, Spirotrichea, Sporadotrichida, Oxytrichidae.